AUGGCAUCGCCGAAUUCGUUACACGAUGACGUCCACAAGCAAGUGACAGCAGUAUGCCACUUUCUCUACUUCACCACAAUGCCAUGCGUGGAAUCACUGCUGGAGGUUCAGUUGAAGAGUAAAGGGACUCAUUGGUCGACUGCUGUUCAACUGGCAGGCUGUUCUCAUGGCGAUCGUGUUGUGAAAUUGGCUGCUAAGCAAAUUGUCGCCACUAAAAACGCAGCAAUCUUCGCCUCCGCACUGCAGUCGGACUUCUCUCUUCACUACAACGCCAAGUUUCGGGAAGCACUCUGGACGCAAAUUGGUAAAAUGACAGUUCAAGAAAGGAGUUUGCUAUUCUCCGCGGAUGAAGUCGAACCUCGGCCUGCCUCCAAGAUAUUGCUUCACUCGAUUAGAACUCUGGAAGAGCUCAGUCAGGUACGAUCGCUGGUGGAGAACUGGGGUCAGAAAAUGUCCAAGCAUUUGGAAUACAUCGAACGGCAUUUGCGAUGGAAACUUCAUGUUUCACGUACUUCUUUACGAGAGUUCUUUUCUAAUCACGCCACAAUCUAG
This is a messenger RNA of Cooperia oncophora, 552 nucleotides long. The record is from the annotation of a GenBank genome assembly. NCBI's taxonomy places the organism in Eukaryota, Metazoa, Nematoda, Chromadorea, Rhabditida, Trichostrongylidae.